CCCGAGAUCGCGUUUUGCCGGGGCGAUGCUCUCCUAGAAGCCGCGCCGCGCCUCCGCCCCCCGCCCCCCACCUGCUCGGGCGGGAUGGUACAGUCUGCAGAGGCACCGGGCACGCUGGCUGGGCUCAGCCGCGGCACCAGCUGCCGCACCGCGAUUCCGGGGCUGCCCGCCUGUAAACCAUGCCGGAUUUGUGCUGAUUUUCCUAGCCAAGAGCCACCACCCCUGACCAUGUAGAUGCCAGCUCCAGGGAGCAGCAUGGGCCCUGCUGAAUGGAGACUACUGGGUCUACAACCCUGAGCCCCUCUGGCCCCUGGACUUCACCCUGCACCCAGGGACACCCCUUGGAGUUCACCACUGCUGUUGUCAGCCCACCUCAGCCUCCUCCUCCCCCUGGGACCCGGAGUCGGCCACCAGGAGCCACAGACAUCCAGUGAGGUUGUGCUGAGGACAGCCACACAGAGCCAUCAUUCAGAAGCCUCUUGUCCACCUCUGACCCUCGGGCCCACCCCGAGCAGGAACUGUGGCAAACAUGGGUGACAUGACCAACAGCGACUUUUACUCCAAAAACCAAAGAAACGAGUCGGGCCAUGGGGGCGAGUUUGGGUGCACGAUGGAGGAGCUCCGCUCCCUCAUGGAGCUGCGGGGCACUGAGGCUGUGGUCAAGAUCAAGGAGACUUAUGGGGACACUGAAGCCAUCUGCCGGCGCCUCAAAACCUCACCUGUCGAAGGUUUGCCAGGCACCGCUCCAGACCUGGAAAAGAGAAAGCAGAUUUUUGGACAAAACUUUAUACCUCCAAAGAAGCCAAAAACCUUCCUGCAGCUCGUGUGGGAAGCGCUGCAAGAUGUGACGCUGAUCAUCCUGGAAAUCGCCGCCAUCAUCUCCCUGGGGCUGUCCUUCUACCACCCACCUGGCGAGAGCAACGAAGGAUGCGCCACUGCCCAGGGUGGGGCAGAAGAUGAAGGGGAAGCGGAGGCAGGCUGGAUCGAGGGAGCUGCUAUCCUCCUUUCAGUCAUCUGUGUGGUCCUGGUCACGGCCUUCAAUGACUGGAGCAAAGAGAAGCAGUUCCGGGGUCUGCAGAGCCGCAUCGAGCAGGAGCAGAAGUUCACCGUGGUCCGGGCUGGUCAGGUGGUUCAGAUCCCUGUGGCGGAGAUUGUGGUUGGGGACAUCGCCCAAAUCAAAUAUGGUGAUCUCCUCCCUGCUGACGGCCUCUUCAUCCAGGGCAAUGACCUCAAGAUUGACGAAAGCUCCCUGACAGGGGAGUCUGACCAGGUGCGCAAGUCUGUGGACAAGGACCCCAUGCUGCUGUCAGGGACCCAUGUGAUGGAGGGCUCUGGACGGAUGGUGGUGACCGCUGUGGGUGUGAACUCCCAGACUGGCAUUAUCUUCACCCUCCUGGGGGCCGGCGGUGAGGAGGAAGAGAAGAAAGACAAGAAAGGUGUGAAGAAGGGGGAUGGCCUUCAGCUACCAGCGGCCGAUGGUGCGGCAGGUUCAAAUGCUGCAGAUAGUGCAAAUACCAGCCUAGUCAAUGGUAAAAUGCAGGAUGGCACUGUGGACGCCAGCCAGAGCAAAGCCAAACAGCAGGAUGGUGCGGCCGCCAUGGAGAUGCAACCCCUCAAGAGUGCUGAGGGUGGUGACGCUGAUGACAAGAAGAAAGCCAACAUGCACAAGAAGGAGAAGUCGGUGCUCCAGGGCAAGCUCACCAAGCUGGCUGUGCAGAUCGGCAAGGCAGGCCUGGUGAUGUCGGCCAUCACGGUGAUCAUCCUGGUGCUCUACUUCACCGUGGACACCUUUGUGGUCAACAAGAAGCCGUGGCUACCCGAGUGCACGCCCGUCUAUGUGCAGUACUUUGUCAAGUUCUUCAUCAUCGGCGUGACCGUGCUGGUGGUCGCUGUGCCCGAGGGGCUCCCUCUGGCCGUCACCAUCUCGCUGGCCUACUCUGUGAAGAAAAUGAUGAAGGACAACAACCUGGUACGCCACCUGGACGCCUGUGAGACCAUGGGCAACGCCACGGCCAUCUGCUCAGACAAGACGGGCACACUGACAACCAAUCGCAUGACAGUAGUGCAGGCCUAUAUCGGUGAUGUCCACUACAAGGAGAUCCCUGACCCCAGCUCCAUCAACGCCAAGACCAUGGAGCUGCUUGUCAAUGCCAUUGCCAUCAACAGCGCCUACACCACCAAGAUUCUGCCUCCGGAGAAGGAGGGUGCCCUGCCUCGGCAGGUGGGCAACAAGACUGAGUGCGGCCUGCUGGGCUUUGUGUUGGACCUGAAGCAGGACUACGAGCCCGUGCGCAGCCAGAUGCCAGAGGAGAAGCUAUACAAAGUGUACACAUUCAACUCCGUGCGCAAGUCCAUGAGCACAGUCAUCAAGCUGCCCGACGAGAGUUUCCGCAUGUACAGCAAGGGCGCGUCUGAGAUCGUGCUCAAGAAAUGCUGCAAAAUCCUCAACGCAGCAGGUGAACCCAGGGUCUUCCGGCCCCGUGACCGGGAUGAUAUGGUGAAGAAGGUGAUCGAGCCCAUGGCCUGUGAUGGGCUCCGCACCAUCUGUGUAGCUUUCCGCGACUUCCCCAGCAGCCCCGAGCCUGACUGGGAUAAUGAGAAUGACAUUCUGAACGACCUCACUUGUAUCUGUGUGGUGGGCAUCGAGGACCCUGUGCGGCCUGAGGUCCCAGAAGCCAUCCGAAAGUGCCAGCGGGCAGGCAUCACAGUCCGCAUGGUCACCGGCGACAAUAUCAACACAGCCCGGGCUAUCGCCAUCAAGUGUGGCAUCAUCCAUCCUGGGGAGGACUUCUUGUGCCUUGAGGGCAAAGAGUUCAAUCAGAGGAUCCGCAAUGAGAAAGGAGAGAUUGAACAAGAGCGAAUCGACAAGAUCUGGCCAAAGCUACGGGUGCUGGCUCGCUCCUCCCCCACCGACAAGCACACCCUGGUCAAAGGCAUCAUCGACAGCACACACACCGAGCAGCGGCAGGUGGUAGCUGUGACAGGCGAUGGCACCAAUGAUGGUCCUGCACUCAAGAAGGCAGACGUGGGCUUUGCCAUGGGCAUUGCAGGCACAGACGUGGCCAAGGAGGCCUCGGACAUCAUCCUGACAGACGACAACUUUAGCAGCAUUGUCAAGGCAGUGAUGUGGGGCCGCAACGUCUAUGACAGCAUAUCUAAGUUCCUGCAGUUCCAGCUGACAGUCAAUGUGGUGGCUGUGAUUGUGGCCUUCACGGGUGCCUGCAUCACGCAGGACUCCCCUCUGAAGGCUGUGCAGAUGCUCUGGGUGAACCUCAUCAUGGACACGUUCGCCUCACUGGCGCUGGCCACUGAGCCGCCCACCGAGACCCUGCUUCUGAGGAAACCAUAUGGCCGCAACAAGCCCCUCAUCUCGCGGACCAUGAUGAAGAACAUCCUGGGCCACGCCGUCUACCAGCUCACCCUCAUCUUCACACUGCUAUUUGUUGGUGAGAAGAUGUUCCAGAUCGACAGUGGGAGGAAUGCACCCCUACACUCACCACCCUCAGAACACUACACCAUCAUCUUCAACACCUUCGUCAUGAUGCAGCUCUUCAACGAGAUCAAUGCCCGCAAAAUCCACGGCGAGCGCAAUGUGUUUGAUGGAAUCUUCCGGAACCCCAUCUUCUGCACCAUCGUGCUGGGCACCUUUGCCAUCCAGAUAGUGAUCGUGCAGUUUGGGGGGAAGCCAUUCAGCUGCGCUCCGCUGCAGCUGGACCAGUGGAUGUGGUGCAUAUUCAUCGGGCUAGGAGAGCUCGUCUGGGGUCAGGUCAUUGCCACCAUCCCGACCAGCAGGCUCAAGUUCCUCAAGGAGGCAGGCAGGCUCACGCAGAAGGAGGAGAUUCCGGAGGAGGAGCUCAAUGAGGACGUGGAAGAGAUAGACCACGCUGAGCGAGAGCUGCGGCGGGGCCAGAUCCUAUGGUUCCGAGGCCUGAAUCGGAUCCAAACCCAGAUUGAAGUAGUCAAUACUUUCAAGAGCGGGGCCUCCUUUCAGGGGGCCCUGCGGAGACAGUCCUCCGUCACCAGCCAGAGCCAGGACGUAGCCAAUCUCUCUAGCCCUAGUCACGUGUCGUUGUCCAAUGCUCUUUCCUCUCCGACCAGCCUUCCUCCUGCUGCAGCUGGGCGUGAAGGGCUAGAGAACCCUGGACACAGAGUUCAGCAAGAGAGAGUGAAAUUAAAAGAGAUCCGCGUCGUGAAGGCGUUCCGUAGCUCUCUCUAUGAAGGUCUAGAAAAGCCUGAGUCUCGAACCUCCAUCCAUAACUUCAUGGCUCACCCUGAAUUCCGGAUCGAAGAUUCACAGCCCCACAUCCCCCUCAUUGACGACACUGACCUGGAAGAAGAUGCCGCACUCAAGCAGAACUCGAGCCCGCCGUCAUCGCUCAACAAGAACAACAGCGCCAUUGACAGCGGGAUCAACCUGACGACCGACACAAGCAAAUCAGCUACCUCUUCAAGUCCAGGGAGCCCCAUCCACAGCCUGGAGACGUCGCUUUAGCUGAGGACCCCGCCGCCACCCACCUCCCGGGCACCCGCCCAUCCAGGCACCCGACUCACUCAAGCAGCAACGAGCAACAACAGGAAACCAAAUACUGGCGAAAACCGUUUCCACCCAACAGACCCUUUUUCUGGCUGCGAUGCUGUUUGAACUCUUUUUCACUUUGAGGCUAGGGGCGGGAUCUCCUCCCGGGGCUUCAGGGAGUGAGUGAUUUCCCCAGAACAAGCCCUUCCUGGCUCCUGCCCACACAUGGACCAGCCAUGCACCCGCCCAGCCGCCAUGUCCCCUGCAUGAAUGUACUGUACACUUCCAGUCCUCCCCUUGUUUGGUUUUGGGGGGUUGGGGAGGGUUUUUUGUUUGUUUUCUUAGGCGGGAACUGCAAACAGACUUUUCUGAGACUAUUUAUCCAAUUCACUGGUCUGUGAGUUUUUGAAAUGCUUGCAAAGCAUGGUCUCAGUUGUAUAGGUUAAUUUAACAACUUUUUGAAAUUGCAGAGCUUAACUCGCCUAGUAGAUUUGCACCAAUGGAACCGAAGAACUUCAUAGACACUCACAAGGUUAUAUCCAUUUCUUUAUAUCUAUAUCAACGUAUACUUAUUCAAGACUGUAUACGUCCAUAUAGAUAGGUAGAUAUAUAUAUAUAUAUAAAUAUAUAUACAUGGAUAUAUAAAGUUUCUUUGCCGGCAUGUUGCCUUGUUUCCGCUUAAAUUGCUCUAUUUUAACUUAUUUAUGUCCUAAAAGAAGAAUGUAAUUUGUUUACAAACCUGUAGAUAACGUCUUUGGCUAUUUGUACGGUUUAAGAACUCUGGUGGUUGAGAUGCUGCAAAAACAGCUCAGCCCAACAGACACUUCCCUGGAUUGCAUCCUUGAUGUUUUACAAUAGCCAUGCUCUGGUUUUUGCCUGCUAUUUCUGUUCAAUAACGUCACUACCAUGAGAGGCUCAGGCAGAAGCCAAAUGCUACCAGGUCUCCAACCUGAGGGGUUUAACACCAUGCUCCGUAGACAAAGGGAGAGGAGAGAGAAGGCUUCCUGGGCUUGGAACCCCAAAGGCCAUCCUGGUCCAGAGAUGAUGGGAUUCACAAAGCAGUGGGUGAAGACUUUUCUCUCAAUGAAACUCACUUGGGUUUACUAAGAGCAUUUCAAAAAGAGGUUCUCUUUGGCACUGUCUGUAUAGAGAUUGAGGUAGUGUUGUAAUAUUAUAAAUGCUAUUGUGUUGAUUUUUUAGUUAGUAAUUUAGAGGUUUAUUUCCUUAUAAAUUGCAGCAUAUGAGCUGUUGGCAUAUUGGAUGAGGAUCGUUAUGGCUUGCUGCUUUUAUUUUUAUUUUCAAAGAAGAAUAGCCUUUUUCUCUGCACUAUUUAGAUCCGAACAAACCUUAUGAUGUGUAUAUUGAGAUGUAUUCAGUGUGAUUUUUAAACCAAAUUGUCUUCCUGUAGUCGCAAUAUAUACUGUAGCCUUUUAACAGCAAGUCUUGCUUUCCCAACAGAAAGCCAUUCUGAAACCCUACAGUAUCACAGGUGAGAAAAGGAGGUUAUUUUUCCCUCAAGACAAUUACAGCACUAGUAAUCCCACUUAAUAAGAGCUUAUUUAAUUGUAUGUCAGCCUCUUAACUGCUAAGCACUUUGUGGGUAUCAGCUUUUUUCAUAAAAGAACUUUUGUAUUUAAUACAAAGUUUGCUUUGAGACUUUUCAGCAUACAAUCUUUUUCCAUAAAAUUGUACAGUGCAAAAGACAUUUUAAUACCAUGAUCAAUGACGUCCCAUGCUUCAAGGAAAACCAAACACUUUCCGCCUCGCUUGUGAAAUUCAUCCUCAUACUGACCCUUCCCACGGUUGCUCUGUGUCAGCCCCGCCCCUUCCCUUCUCCGGGCCCAGAAAACUCUUCCACACACAAGAUGAGAGCCACUCGGGAAAAGAGCCAUAGUCAGCUGGGAGGGCCUACAUCUGGAUGGCUGUGGAGAAACCUAAGGGUUUGGAAUCCCAAGUCAGCCCAUCCCACCUGGCAAAACCUUCCUGGAAGGAGGACCUUCUUUGCGCAAGAGCAUCACCUGAAUGUCAUGAAGAAACCUUUCCAAAUGUACCGAGCAGAGGAAACUGCAUCCCCAAAGGGGUGACCAGCCAUCAGAUAGGCUUAUUGGAUUCCAGUACAACACCACCAAAAGCCAGCCCACUGCUCUCCUGCCUGCCAAGAAUGGAAAGACCUGCACGUGGGAAUCAUGGGGCAGCCUUGGAACAUGGUGGUUGUGAUUUUUUUUGUAGUUUCCUUUCUCAAGGUUUUCCAUCUUCCCCCUUCUUUGUUCCCAUCUUGUGUCCCUGACCUCAUUCCAUGACACCAGGAAACUUGUCCUUGCACACUAUGCUCCCUGUUUACUUGGAGCCAGGAUGCAGGGAAAAGAGGAGAUUCUCUGGAUCACAGCUUGGAGAACAGGGAGUGAUGGGAGCUACCAAGAAUGCCUCACAUUAGUGUUGGUCUUUUCUUGUCAGGAUCAGUGGAUGCUCACACACACACACACGCACACAGGCACACACAUCCACACACACAGGAAAUGAUUGGUUUGUCAAAAGUCACUGUAGUACAUAAAGCUUGCACUCUGUGUCCUAUAUCUAGCAGCAUGGGGUACGUUUGGCAGUUCACCCCAUUAGGGGGUAAAUAAUUUAUGACCAUUCAUCUGUUUUUACGAAUUUUUUUAUCUAGACAAUAAUUGUAAAUAAAGAACUCACCGUCUCUGUUCAUUUAAUACUAUGCAAUGCUUUCAAUUGCUGAUUCUUCUUACUCCCACAGUGUGGUUCUGAAAUGUUUGUGGUUUAAAAAAAAAGAAGGCAAGAAACCCACAUCAAGCAGAACACAGUAAAUAUACAUUCUGUAACUAAUCCUUUUUUGGGACCUCACCAUCCACUUAGCUUCUUUCCUGUCCUCUGAACCAGGCCUGCAGGAGAAGGUUGCAGAUUCAGUUCUGAUAUCUAAGCUCACUAACUUGUCUCCCUCGACAGAUGAGGGAUGAGCAGAGGGCCCACUCAGUGACCACUGUGGCUGUAGAAUCACCCACCUUUGGAGGCGGGCAGGAAGGAAACUGAGGAGUUUCCUCCCUGCAGCUCAGUCAGCACUUUUCCUGACUCAGAAGCAGCCUUCAUUGCACCCACCAACCCAUCACCAUGGCCCUUUGCCCCCUUGUGCCAACCAGAACAUAGAAUUGGCAAGAGGGAGGGUGCCCUGCUUCUGAGACCAGACCAAGGACAAUGACUGCAGUGGCACAAGGACUCUGGACCUGUCUUAUCCUGGGUAUCCCAGUUAAUGAAUAGCCACUCUUUUCCCCAACUAUGUUGAAAUGUCAUCUUUACCACACACUGACAGCUGAGACAGGCUUGGGUCUAUUUCUGGAAUUUCUCUUAUGUUCUCUUUCUGGGUGUCUCAUCUGGCACCAGCCACACAGUUUUAAUUAUUGUUGGUUUAUAUAAUGUUUUUACGAUGUGGUGGGAUAAGUACCCUUCACUCUUUUUUGAAUCAAAAUUUCCAGGUUAUUCUCUCAUAUCUAUUCUUCCCAGUAAACCUUAAAAUUUUGCAAGUACUCCACCCACCUGAAAUACUGAGCUCUGUCAUUCUGUGUGCAAACAUAUUCCAGCCAUUGUUAAGUACUGUCCACUCAGGGUCACUAGAGUGUCCUGUAAUGAGAAACAAAAGGGCAUCCUGAAUCUUGAGGGAAGCCCAGCAUUCAUUUCAUACUCUCACUUGCUCCCUAAGCCAGGGUAUCAUUAGGAGAGGCCAUCAACCCCUCCCCACAACCCCAGUUUGGGACCCCAAAUCACCUACCUUGGUUGUGCUAGGGUGGAUCCUUCAUCUGCCCUGGUCCAGACAAGAAAGAAGGGUCUCUCCCAGACCUGGAGCUACCAGAAUGUGUGGCUCAAUUGUUUAUUUCUAAUUCUCCUUAUGGAGAAAUUAUUAUUUCUGUCUCCCUUUCCUGAACUGCUUUUUUUUCUCUCUCUCUAAAACUCUUUAAAGUUUUCAGCGGUUGUGUGAUACGUCCUUUGGGAUGCAGCAAUUUCUUGCCUGGAUCUUCUCACCACCCUGACUCCCCCUACCUGCUCUUGCUCUUCUUACAGGAGGCUGUCAACUGGGCUCACUGUGACAUGCCUCCCAUCCAAAACUCUCUCCAUAGUGUCCAAGACCCCACCAUUAGAAGACCGGGAGGGAAGGUGCAUUUUUUUGAAGGCUUUUCGGUCUUCCAGAGCCAAGGCCUAAAUCAGACAACAGCAGAAAAUCCCCUGGUCCUUCCCAAGUUCCAAAGCAAGCCCUCUUGAUUUUGAUGUAGACAUCCUAUUUCCCCAAUUCAGGGGAGGGGUAUCCUAAGCCCUGGGUAUCAGCCAUCACCCCCUCCACUGAAAUGAGAUAUCUGAGGCUGCUUUGGGACUACCCUUCUCAGCCCCCUACGUCUGUUUUGUAAUGCCUGUGGUGCUCUCCCUCCGAACCUUUCCUCUCGGGGGGUCGCCACACUUUGCUAACUCUCGUGUGCACAUAUUUUAUAACAGAGUAGUGAGGAAAUGGUGCCGCCUCCAGCUUCCACAAGCUGCCCAGGCUCUGGGGGGUUCUGGGACAAUCGGGGCUGGGAAGUGACUGUGCUCUUAUUGUACACUCUUUAUUUCUCUGUAUCUCUGGCUUGUGCUUUUUGUAAUUAAUGGGAUUUGUCUGCCUUUUCAACACUAUACUGAGCAAUAACAAUAAAUGCACA
Molecule: messenger RNA, 9210 nt
Organism: Phyllostomus hastatus (greater spear-nosed bat)
Lineage: Eukaryota; Metazoa; Chordata; Mammalia; Chiroptera; Phyllostomidae
Gene: ATP2B2
Product: ATPase plasma membrane Ca2+ transporting 2
Exons: 25
Coding region: 530-4492 (1320 amino acids)
Biological process (GO): regulation of cytosolic calcium ion concentration; calcium ion transmembrane transport
Cellular component (GO): postsynaptic density membrane; intracellular membrane-bounded organelle
Molecular function (GO): P-type calcium transporter activity; PDZ domain binding; ATP hydrolysis activity
Source: RefSeq, a predicted model, not a curated record